UUGAAUGUAACGUAAAUCGAACUACCGCACCAAUUCCAUCGUUCCGUGCGUCUAAAUAUUCGAUUUGCGCAUCAGCGCGGGCGAAAAGUCGUGUCAAACACAAAAGCGCUUGUAUUAACGUAAAUCUGUGCGAUAUAAUUUUUGAAGAGUCAUCGUGUAGAGAGUAAUACGUUUUAACGAAAUAUUCAACCACUGUGCCUACAGAUGCAAACUUCAGAGUGUCGAAAUCGGGGAAAAAAAAACUUUAUUUUAAGUUAGGUGAAAAGAUUAACGACUCGGCGAAUUUAGGUUAGGUUAUUCGGCCACCUUCCAGUGCAUUGAAGUCGUUAUUGUAAAUAAAAAUGAAUUAUACAUUUGGCGCUCAGAAUCCGAAUACCCAGGCUGGGUUCACCCCAGGAACUACUGCCCCGCCUGUCACAGGAGGAGCACAACCAGUCACCUUUGGAACAUCAGCAGUAGGCGCCGGCGAUGCCAACAAGCAGGGGACACUGGGUCUGGCUCAGCCAGGAGGACACCCCUUGUCGAAAUCUAUUGGCCAGGCAUUUAGUACCAGUUUUGGAACAGCAACAUUUGGAGCCUCUCCUGCGACAGCUCCAGCAUUCGGUACACCGUCCUCUGGAACAACUGGGUUUGCAAGAUCAGGGUCAGGAUUAAUGGGCCUUGCAACUCCGCAGCAGCAAGCAAUAACGGCCAGCAGUCUCCCUGCAGCAAACACAGCGGCUCCAGCUGGGGCUCUGACCUAUGGAACACCGAUCAGUGCAGCAACAACGACUAAUGCAUCAGUAGGUUUCCGUACUACGACUCUUCCGAAUACAAGCUCAGGUCUUGGCACCCUAGCGAUGCCUUCGUCUACGCCUGGCUUAAGCUUUGGUGCAAAACCUAUGACGACCUCUGCUCUUACUUUCAACUUGGCAUCGACUGCUGCCACAUCUGGCCAACCACCAGCCAGCAACAUAAGCUUUGGUGUUCCAAAAACAGUUGCUACUACCACCAUUGCUCGCCCGGCAGGUCAGAGCUUCACAGUACCUGCUGCAUCUACACCAGCAUCAGGAUUCACAACCGGAGUUGGCACUACUCCAGCUGCGACAAGCGCUACAGGCUUCAGUCUCUUUAACACUCCGCAAAUUGCCCCAAGUACCGCAGUGGCUCCCACUGCUACCGCUACGCCAACGGCAAGCGCUGCCAGUGGAUUUAAUCUACCUGGCUCGCAGACGCAAGCAGCUAAAACAACUGGAACUAGCCUUGGCCUCGGUAGUAUGGCAACUAUUGCACCUGCUACGGCUGCAACUGGAUUUUCCACAGGAACUCCAGCAUCCUCGGGUAUCUUCACGCUCGGUAGUAUGCCCUCUGUUACGGCUGCAGCCAGUUUCAAUUCGGGUGGUACAACAACGGUUGCGAGCACUCCAGGAUUCACUCUAGCAAAGAGUACAGAUCCUGCCGCUUCGACUGCGGCACCUACCAGCGCACCACAAACAUCUUUGGAGACCACGACCAAUGUUACAGCCUCGACGGCUGCAACAAGUCAACCAGGUGGAUUAAAUUUCUGUCAAUUGGAAGAAUCGAUAAAUAAAUGGACACUGGAACUAGAGGAGCAGGAAAAAGCGUUUGUAAAUCAGGCAACGCAAGUCAAUGCCUGGGACAGACUUCUCAUUGCUAAUGGAGAAAAAAUUGUUACCCUAAAUCAAGAAGUUGAAAGGGUUAAACUAGAACAGGAACAAUUAGAGCACGAGCUGGAUUAUGUGGUUGGUCAACAAAGAGAAUUACAGGACUGUCUCGUUCCACUGGAAAAAGAAUUGGCAACAGUAUCCGCCUCAGAUCCGGAGAGAGAAUACACUUAUCGUCUUGCAGAAAAUUUGGAUACCCAAUUGAAGCAGAUGUCCGAAGAUUUAAAAGAAAUAAUUGAGCACCUUAACGAAGCGAAUAGAUCUCAAGAUUCAAGUGACCCGAUUGUCCAGAUUGGUAAAAUACUGAAUGCACAUAUGAACAGUUUGCAAUGGCUCGAUCAACGUACGUCAGUUUUGCAAACAAAGAUACAGCAGAUUGAUCAAAUGCAUCAAAACUUUAGACAGGAACAUGAGCGAAGCUUCAAUUUGGCUUACAAUUAACACCUCUGUCGCCAUUGAACAAGUGACUACUUUCAUAGGACCUUGGAUGAAUUGCAAACUUGACCGUCAACGAUUUCAUCUUUCAGCGAAUUCAGAUAUGCCAGUUGAACAUCUUAUUCGGUGGGUACUCUAAUUCCAACUACACAAUUCAAUUUUUUAAUCUGUAUUAAGAAUACAAUUUGAGUGGAAUAUUGACAUGACCGAAUAUCUGCUGUACUUCCAAAUAUUGUAUGAAUUUUGUUUUGUUUUCAAAGAGUAAAAUAUGCACUCCAACCAAUCUCAGAAAGAUUGAUAUUCAUUAUUACUGCAAGUCCAUCGUUGGAGGACUGUCUUGGUCUACAUAUACAUAAUGAGAUAAUUGUUUGAAGUAUAUGGCGAUCAGCAAUCUGAAUCGAUUAAUUUCCGGUGUUGCACAAAUACGUAAUUUUAUAAAAU
Neodiprion fabricii is the source of this 2540-nucleotide messenger RNA. RefSeq names its product nuclear pore glycoprotein p62 (gene Nup62). Gene Ontology annotation, molecular function: structural constituent of nuclear pore; phospholipid binding. Gene Ontology annotation, cellular component: nuclear pore central transport channel; nuclear pore. Lineage: Eukaryota; Metazoa; Arthropoda; Insecta; Hymenoptera; Diprionidae. The record is from RefSeq and is a predicted model, not a curated record. The transcript is spliced from 4 exons. The coding region runs from base 342 to 2105 and encodes 587 amino acids. Gene Ontology annotation, biological process: RNA export from nucleus; protein import into nucleus.